GCAUAAAAUGGCUGCCAUCACACUCGAUCUAAAUAAGCCCCGUUUGUGUUAUCUUCUGAUAUGGGCAGUAUUUAAUGCGAUGUGACCACACGUGAGCGACUCAAUUAAUCAAAUCAUAGAAUUGUGACUAAGUACAUGUAGUAUGUACAAAUCAGAUUGUCUGUCCAGUACAAAGAAGACACGUGACCACGGGCAUGUCCGCCAUUUUCUUCCUUUUGUUUUUGCAGUCUGUUCAGCCUCAUUAUAGCUGCAGUAACACAGAUUCUCAGAUAGAGGGAGACAAAAACUCGAUGCAUAUACAUUCAGCACUAGCAAACUCGCAGGUGUAAACAUGAGCUAGUUACAGACUAGUGUAGUUUGGCAGAUGGUGUGUAAACAGGCAACUGUUGCCUAAGAGAGAUUGUCGGUUAAAGAGGAACUCGUAAUGGAUUUGUAGCUUUGACACGUGGCUCAUAAUGUAUGUUAGAUUUUCUCUGUUGUGGCUUAUGUCGCGUUUACACUGCACUCGGUCGGACAGCGCUGUCCCUGGGACAGCUGUAUGAACGAUAAUGACCGAUGGCCGAGUUUGUGCAGCUGUGGCCGAAGACAGGCGAUAAUGAAGUUUUUGCACUGUAAGAAAAUCUUUUGAGACCGCAGUGUACGGAGUUAAUUUUCAGCAACCAAUUUAAAUAAAGAGCAUCAUCUGCAGCGGGCAAUCUCCGCCCAACAGGUAUAUGGGGAGAAGAGGGACAGCAUGGUAAUUCCUGUGCCUGAGGCUGAGAGCAACAUCACUUGCUAUGAGAGCCUCUAUCCAGGCGACUUUAGGAUGCCCAAGCAACUAAUCCAUUUACAGCCCUUUGGUUUGGACACAGAUCAACCAGAUUAUGACCUGGAUUCAGAAGAUGAGGUGUUUGUUACCAGGCUAAGGAAGAAAAUGGAGGUGGGGGCUCUGCAGUUUGAGGAGAUGAUCGAUCGGCUGGAGAAAGGCAGUGGGCAGCAGUUGGUGACUUUGCAGGAGGCAAAACUUCUUCUCAAGGAGGAUGAUGAGUUAAUCAGGGAGGUGUUUGAUUAUUGGAGCAAGAAGAGAAAAUUAUGUCAAAGUGGCUCUCUAAUUCCUGUUGUAAAACAGGAGAGGCGAGAUGGUUCGAGCACCAAUGACCCCUAUGUUGCUUUCAGGCGUAGGACUGAAAAAAUGCAGACCAGGAAGAAUCGUAAGAAUGAUGAGGUUUCAUAUGAGAAGAUGUUAAAGUUGAGAAGAGAUCUAAGCAGAGCUGUUACCAUACUGGAAAUGAUAAAGAGACGUGAGAAGAGCAAGAGAGAAUUGCUGCACCUAACCCUGGAGAUAGUGGAGAAGAGGAAUUGUAUGCCUGAUUUUGGAGGUGAGGUUAUUGCAGAGGUCCUGGCUCAGCGGGCAUUAGAGAAGACCAUUAUUCCCCUAAUCCCCAUCACCACGAGCAGCCAGUACAGACAUACAGAACAAGACCGCGACUAUAAGAACAAGGUGGACAAGCCAGAAGUGGUACGUCAGAAGAGGAAGUAUGAAAAGAAGCCAAAGCCCAUGCUGCUUUCUGGUCACCCUAUCCCUGCUACAGUCAACAGUAAAGCCCUUAAUCAGUAUGAUUUCCCUAGCUCAGAUGAAGAGCCGAGCUCACAGCUAUAUUCUGGCUCAUCAGAAGCAGAGGAGGAGAAUGAACCUGAUGGUGUGUUUGCGUUUAGACGCAGGUCCGGCUGCCACUAUCAAUCUGUGUGUGGGGAGCAGCGUUCAUGGCCAUGGUCAGAUCCUGCUGAGAGUGGUUUGGGAGAUGCUCGCUACCGUUACUCUCUCACCACUCUGACCAUACCUCAGCGAUGUGUGGGAUUAGCCCGACGAAGAGUUGGAAGAGGGGGCAGGAUUCUCUUGGACCGGGCCUUUUGUGACUGGGACGCUGUGUAUCAUGGGUUGGGCUUAGGUUGUCCCACCCCCUCAUUUAUCCACCAAUCUGUUAGUACCAAUUAUCAUACCAUUGUCCAAACUUCUGCCUCAGGUUGUUCCUCCUCCUACUCUUCUACAUACUCAUCUGACCUCUCACAAGUCCUCCAUAAUAUUAAGAACUGUCGCUGGAGGCACUUCAGACCUUGGACAGCCCUGACCCAUGACCCCAAUAGCGUCCGACCCUGCUCAGCACAGAAGCUGAGCUGUGGCCUCUUCGGUCCAGCCAGAAAUCAAGCCAACAGCAGACCAUUUGCUCCUCCACCCACACCUGUGUUUACGGCUGAGCAGUAUCAUGUCCAUCAGGAGCAGCUAGCCUUGAUGAAGAAAGAGCAGCUGGAGCAGGCACAGCAGCAGCACCGAGUCAAUGCCAAGACACAGACUUUUUCAUCCAAGACCUUAGACUCUUCCAGUGCACAGUUUGCUGCCUCUGCACUGGUGACUUCAGAACAGCUAAUGGCACUGAAGAGUAAAGAGGAAGGUAUUCUGGGUGUUGGAGUCAAUGGAGUUAUAUCAGCCUCAGGAGCCUAUAAGGGAUUGCACCACACAAGAACAACAUCCAACAGCUCCAUACCCAUCUCUAACAAUCACCAGUGCUCCCCUACCUCCAACCCCAACAAUGGAACUUCCUCAGAUAAUCACCAUGUUGGCUCAGUCAGUCCAGCCCCUGCACAGGUGCUGUUAGCUGGGGCAGUGAGAGUGGGUGUGCCAUCACCGGGUGCAGCGUUAACUGUGCGACAUUUGCAUCGUCAGCUCACAGAUCCAUCUUCCGCCCUAAAACUUGCUGCCAAUGUCAACAGGCAGCUCCCUAAAGUCACAACUAGUUCUACCACACUGGACAUGAGCAUUAGGUUCUCCAGUUUCCUACACCACCCAAAAGCAAACGGGGAAAAUCAUGAUCAAGAAAAGCCAACAUUGAACAGUAUAACAGAAAACACGGUAGCAAUGGAGGUUACGUAGCCCUACCCCUUUUCCUUCAUCACCCCAAGAUUUUGGGCGUCUAAACCAGGUGCUGUGCAUCAGUGACAUUGUGUGUCCAAGGCAGCUGUUGGGACUAUACUGCAGUGUUUGCCGCUUAUUGUUUUGUUACGGUCAUCUGUAAAUUAUGAAAAGCAUUUAUACUAUGUACAUUUUUGUAAUAUGGCCCUUUGUACAUAACAUUUACUUGAAUACAGAAAUUCUGCGGUUAUGUUUUGCACUUUUUUUUGGUCAAAAAACAAACUGCGACUUUGUUGGAGUGAAUGGUGGUGUCUAUGUUCAUGUGGUGAUGUGAGAUCAGAUGCAUGGUGUAAACCUGCUAUUUUAUCUAUUUAUUGUAAGGUGUUUACAGGAAAUUUACUUUGUUUUUUAUACUGUGUGACCUCUGUGGGUGUCUGUGCGUCUAACCAUAUGUGAUCGUUUUCUUGUGAAAAAGUGCAUUUUUUUUUUCCAGUUAUGUUCCCUUGUACUACAAUCAACUCCUUUCAUGGUCAUUUCUGUGAAAUAUUAAUUGCUUGUAUGUACACAUACACAAAUAGAUUCACUGUCAUACCUCUGUACACCUGCUCAUUUAUAUUUCUAAUCAGCCAAGCAUGAGACUGCAAGAGCUUUAGUUCAUGUUCACAUUAAACAUGUGAAUGGGGAAAAGGGGGAUCUUUGUGAUUAUGGCGUGAUGCCAAAUGGGCUAGUUUGAGUAUUACAGAAAAAUGCAAAUCUGCUAAGUUUUACACACAUAACAGUCGCUAGUGUUUACACAGGAUGGUGUGAAAAAUAAAAAAACGUUUAGUAAGCGACAGUUCUGUGGGUGAAAAUGUCUUGUUGAUAGGUUAAGAGAUCAGAAGAAAAUGACCAGACUAAUCUGAAAAUUACCGACUACUAUUGCUCACAGGAAGUUUAUAUUAAAACUGUGGUGAGCCAAGAAAUCAUGCAUGCACAAAACAUAACACCUUGAGGUGGAUGAAUAGCUGAAAACCACAUUGGGUUCCACUCGUGUCAACCGAGAACAGCAAUCUGAGAUUUUCAUGGGCACAUACCCAAACUGGAUGGUUCAAGAUUAUGGGGAAAAAAUCACCUGAUCUUUUUCCAAUGUUCACUUGUGUAAUUUGGGCAAGACUGUACACAUUAUGGCCUUAGAUCUUUGUUGAUAUGAAUAUUACCUCAAACUUUUGACCUAUAUCCGCAUGAUUGUAUGCAUUAUGCUACUGCCGCAUGGCUGAUUGGAUAAAUGCUUAAAUGAGUGGGUGUACAGGUGUUCCUAUUAAAAGGGGAGUGGUCCAUAAGAUCUCUUAUAAGGUCCAUAAAGACAUGGUUUGUUAAGCUUUGAAUGGAAUAACUAUAGUUGCCUUUACAGAGCCUUGACCUCAACCCCAAGUACACCUUUGGGACUCCCCAUACCAUACAAAUCCCCCCACACUCAACUACACUCUACUGGGAAGACUUUCUACAAGAUUUUGUAAUGCGUAAAAAUUAGCUUUUGUGAGGUCAGACACUGAUUGAAAGCCAGGCCUUCUUGUCCAGCAUCAGAGUUCUAAUAAUUCCAAAGGUGUUUAUUGGGUGCCAGGAUCUGUACAGGCCAUUUGAGUUUUGCUGGUUGUCAAUUUGUAUACAGGUGUAUUUGUAUACAAGUCUUUAUGUACAGGAUAGGGCCUUCCCCCAACUAAAGUUCGAAACAUUCAGUUUAGAUUUAUAGGUUGUAGCAUUAUAACAUCUAACUAAACCCUGAAAAACAACCCAAAACACUUACCCGUCCUUCACAAAACUGUUGGCACCUUGUAUUAGUGUUUUCCUUCCAUCUACUAAACCCAGUCAAGGUGCCAGAUAGCUAAGCUAGAUUUGUCACUCUAAAAAAAAAAAGUAUCUACUACUUCAAAGUCCAGUUGCAUGUGGUUUACACCACUCCAGCUAAUGCUUAUAUGGGGUAUUAUGGCAAUUUAUGUGAUCUGCACUUAAGCACACUUAAGAGUGUGAAGUUUGGCUGAGCUAUUUUGCUCCAAGACUCUUGUAGCACUACAUUUUGACGAGAGCAAAUCUAGCAGAGCUGAAACUUUGUAAACUGAUUCAUCCUAUGAUGGUGCCACAAGUCAAUGAGUCAAUGAGUAAAUGUGUGUGUGUGUGU
This is a messenger RNA of Hemibagrus wyckioides, 5042 nucleotides long. RefSeq names its product enhancer of polycomb homolog 1 (Drosophila) b (gene epc1b). The record is from RefSeq and is a predicted model, not a curated record. Gene Ontology annotation, biological process: regulation of transcription by RNA polymerase II. Gene Ontology annotation, cellular component: piccolo histone acetyltransferase complex. Bases 734 to 2908 code for a protein of 724 amino acids. NCBI's taxonomy places the organism in Eukaryota, Metazoa, Chordata, Actinopteri, Siluriformes, Bagridae. The transcript has 15 exons.